This is a messenger RNA of Spizellomyces punctatus DAOM BR117, 2217 nucleotides long. RefSeq names its product GTP-binding protein LepA. Gene Ontology annotation, cellular component: mitochondrion. The transcript has 13 exons. Bases 18 to 2096 code for a protein of 692 amino acids. The record is from RefSeq and is a predicted model, not a curated record. Gene Ontology annotation, molecular function: mitochondrial ribosome binding; GTP binding; GTPase activity. Gene Ontology annotation, biological process: positive regulation of translation. NCBI's taxonomy places the organism in Eukaryota, Fungi, Chytridiomycota, Chytridiomycetes, Spizellomycetales, Spizellomycetaceae.
AAAGUUUUUGAGGAAGGAUGGCCUUAGUGGCUAGGUGCAAUUGGUUUGUUGGUCGCGGGAGCGAGUUGUCGGGGGUGAUAGGACCUCUGUUUGUGCGAUUGGGACAGCAUGGAAGAAGGUCUGAUACCGGCAAGGUGACGAGGUCGCCAAUUGCACGCCAUGUGGCAAGUGGAAGAGCAACGCUAUGUCGUCAGUGUUCAAGAAAGUGGGGCUCCAUAGAGCUCAAUUCUCAAAGGCGCCCCUACUCCUCGAAAGCAAAUGUACUAGACUUGUCAGAGUUCCCACCAGAAAAAGUGCGCAACUUUAGCAUCAUAGCACAUAUUGACCAUGGAAAGAGUACGCUGGCGGAUCGACUACUAGAGAAAACCGGAACGAUAUCAAAGGAUGCUCUCAACAAGCAGUUUCUGGAUAAACUCAAAGUUGAGCGGGAGCGUGGAAUUACCGUAAAAGCUCAGACAGCAUCCAUGUUUUAUACCCAUAAUGGAGAGAAGUACCUUCUUAAUCUCAUCGACACGCCAGGGCAUGUCGAUUUCAGCUAUGAGGUUUCGCGAUCCCUGGCGGCAUGUCAAGGGACUCUACUGCUAGUUGACGCAUGCCAGGGUAUCCAAGCCCAAACUGUCGCCAAUUUCUUUCUCGCCUUUGGAGAAGACUUAUUCAUCGUCCCCGUCAUUAACAAAGUCGACCUGCCUUCCGCCGAUCCCGAAAAAGUAUCGCGCCAAAUAGAAGCCGCUUUCGAAUUGGAUACAACCAACAUUUUGUCCAUAUCAGCCAAAACCGGUCUUGGUGUUGAAAAAGUCUUGGUUGACAUUGUUAAUCAAAUACCCCCGCCCGUGGGUGACCGCUCCGCACCCUUCCGUGCACUCCUUUUCGAUAAUUGGUAUGACCAGUAUGUUGGGGUUGUCUGCUUGAUUGCGGUUCGCGACGGCACAUUGAAAAAGGGAGACAAGCUUGUAUCAGCACAUACUGGCAACACGUACGACGUCACAGAUCUUGGAAUCAUGUACCCCGAACAACAAACUACCACAUCCCUCCAUGCGGGACAUGUAGGGUACGUCAUUCUGGGUAUGAAAACCACCCGUGAUGCGCAGAUUGGAGAUACAUUCUACAAGGAAGGUUCACCGGUUAAAGCCUUUCCUGGGUUCCAACCAGCAAAGAGCAUGGUGUUUGCGGGAUUGUACCCUAUGGACGCGGCAGAUUACACUAAACUCCAAGAAGCGCUAGAUCGCCUGACACUGAACGAUGCAAGCGUCAGUGUAGCGCGUGAAUCAAGUUCCGCAUUGGGACAAGGGUUUCGUCUUGGUUUCCUGGGCACAUUACAUAUGGAUGUCUUUCGAGAGCGAUUGGAGGAAGAGUACGAGGCGACGGUCAUUAACACGUCGCCGACUGUGCCCUAUAUUGUACGAUACACGAAUGGACAAGAAAAGGUCGUACGCAAUCCGGCAGAGUUUCCCGAACUUGACGAACAUCCAAAAAUUGCUGCCUUUUUGGAACCGAUGGUUGCAGGGACCCUUAUCUUCCCGUCACAGUACCUAGGAACCAUGAUGGAUUUGUGUGGGUCCCAUAGAGGUGAACAACAGGAUUACACUUAUAUUGACGACAAUCGCGUAAUGAUGAGAUAUAAACUCCCCAUGUCGGAAAUCCUUACUGAUUUCUACGAUCAGCUCAAAUCUCGAACGUCAGGAUACGCUAGUUUCGAUUACGAAGAAAUCGGAUUCGAAGCAUCUGAUUUGGUCAAGGUAAACAUUCUCCUCAACUCUAAACCCGUCGAUGCACUUGCGACUAUCGUACAUCGAUCCCAUGCCGAACGUGUCGCAAAAGAAUGGGCCAAGCGUCUCAAAAAUGUCAUGAGCAAACAAUUGUUUGAAAUCAUUAUUCAAGCUUCUGUUAAUAAUCGGAUCGUGUGCCGAGAAUCUAUUAGCGCCGUCCGCAAAGAUGUCACAGCUAAAUGCUACGGAGGAGAUAUUACGCGUAAAAUGAAGCUCCUAGAACGUCAAAAGGCGGGUAAAAAGCGGUUGAAAACAGUAGCAGGGGGAGUGCAGCUCCCCCAAGAGGCCUUCUUAACGUUGAUGAAGGGAUCAAGUGGGAAACAAAAGUGAAAGGCUACAGUAGAUGGCGAGGCAUAACAUGUAUUUAUCUUCUUUUUUUUUUCUUUGUGUAUAUCGGCAUAGUUAUUUAUCUGUGACGGAAAUCUUGAUUCAUAGAAAACAUACAAGUCGU